Messenger RNA from Serpula lacrymans var. lacrymans S7.9, 2162 nucleotides. RefSeq lists its product as uncharacterized. The record is from RefSeq and is a predicted model, not a curated record. The coding region runs from base 192 to 1940 and encodes 582 amino acids. Lineage: Eukaryota; Fungi; Basidiomycota; Agaricomycetes; Boletales; Serpulaceae. The transcript is spliced from 8 exons. Gene Ontology annotation, biological process: retrograde transport, endosome to Golgi. Gene Ontology annotation, molecular function: phosphatidylinositol binding.
GCUUACGCUGGAGAGACUAGUGAUGUCCAUUCAAGUUCACCAUUUGCUUUGACCGACACUGCCAGUGUGCGUCUGACCCUUCAGCAUCUCGUGUCAUUACCAUUAUCCCUAUCAUUCUUGUAUAUCUUACUGGCUUGCUUUGUUGUGGAGCCAUUACGUAGGGAACAGAAACAUCAAGCCCUCGAGUCAAUAUGGAGGCUUUUGAAGACGACAAUCCUUUCGAGACAGAUGCUGACCGUCUGUCUUCAGAAACAUCUUCUACUUCCAAAGUAAACAUAUCUGCACCAUCUUCUCCGCCUUCGCACCCUUCUCGUCUGGUCUCGCCAACCUCUCCAGGAACGAACAUGAACCAACCGUUCUCACCACCAGGAUCCCGUAGACAUGCUCAGGCAACAUUCAAAACUGACUUCUGCUGCACUAGAGAUCAGUGGUUGCACUCGGGUGAGGAUUUCGAAAUCCUGAUUACAGAUGCACAGAAGACAUCUCUCAAUUCAUCAACGCCUUAUAUCACAUAUGUUAUCCAGUCUGGGAAUACUGAAGCUCGGCACCGCUAUUCCGAGUUUGAGUCACUGCGGGGAAGCCUUGUGAAAUUGUACCCAACCCUCAUAAUUCCACCCAUUCCCUCGAAGCAAACGAUUGGUGAUUACGCUGUGAAACAGGCCAAGGCCAAAGAGGAUGCUGCGAUGAUUGCAAGGCGAAAGCGCAUGCUUCAGACGUUCCUCAAUCGCAUUGGCCGUCAUCCCAUCUUGUCCAAUGAUCAUGUUUUCCACCGCUUCCUGGACGGAGAGGUAUCUUGGACUGAAGUAUUACAUUCUCCCCCUUUGUCGUUACUGCCGAAGAAUAUUUUGAAAGCUCCAUCGCACAACCCUACGGACCAGAAUGCUUCUCCUGCUUAUGCAGUGUUACCCAAUCCUUCGGCUGCUCACCCUCUUCGCAACCCUGAUCAACGGUUUGUAGACUCGGAAGUGUUUACCAACAAAUUCUCUAACCAUCUCGGCGGUCCUAUGGAGAGAGUCACUCGCCGUAGCUUGAAGCGAUGGUCCGACAACGCACAGGAUCACUCUGAGCUUGGUGCUGCUUUGAAUGGAUUCAGCUUGAACGAAAGUGGUGCCCUAGCCGCUGCCAUUGAAAAGACAGGGCAAGCUGUAGACACCACUUACGUGUCCACGACGAGGCUUGUUCAAGAGCUUGAGCAGAAUUGGUGUGAACCAUUACACGAAUAUGCCCAGUUUGCCUCCAUAAUAAGGAAAUUACUUGCCUACCGUCACCAAAAGCAUGUACAGUACGAAAUGACCCAGGAUAACUUGGAGUCUAAGCGGGAGUUGCUAGAGGACUAUGAGAAGAGUGAGAGAGAGGCGAAGAGGUUGGAAGAAGCCCUCAAUCGUGGGCGGGUUAGUGGUGUGCAAUCCGAGCCAGGACCUAGAAAUGCUAGAAGCCGGUCGCCUGAUGCAGACGAACCGGAGGAACCUUCGUCAGCGUACUUGCCGCCGCACCCUGGCCCCACUCCUCCAAGGAGGAGAGCGCCUGGGAUGGCAUUUCUCAGCGCAUUGAGCUAUACUUUGCAUGGAAUGAUGGAUGUGGAUCCCGAAACUGCUCGCCGCAACGGUAUCAGCAAAACACGGGAGACGAUUUCUCAGUUGGAAGACGCGCUUCAUCUAUCCGCACAGGAUUUGAAGUAUUCCAGCUCAACCAUUCAGGCCGAUUUGGAUAGAUUCCAACGGCAGAAAGUAGCCGAUAUGAGAGAAAUGGCGAUUAAUAUGGCAAGAAGUCACAGAGACUGGUGCCAGAAGAACCUUGAAGCAUGGAAAGAAGCGAAGAAAGAAAUCGAAAAGAUACCAGACCAUCCCAACAGGCUGCCAAGUUCGAAAGACACAUCUAAUGGAGUUGGCCCUGGACCAUCUACUAGGAGAGAUUCGACGGCGACCGUGAAUGGUCGGUAACUGCAGCUUCUUAUACUUAGUGACCAUAACCUAAGCUCGAUGUGAGCUACAAAUGGUUUACUCAACUGAAGGACAAUGGAUUGCGUUUUCAUUUCUUGUCUCCAUUUUAUCUUUGUUUCUUCGGCUACAGUGUGUGAUUAGGGAAUGCCAUAAUUGAGUUGCUUCUUUUGGAGCUACUUACAUCUGGUCUAAAAAUACAAAUAUUUUUGUCACGUUGUUCAG